UUCUCUCGGCGCUGGGCGGGAGCUGCGGGAGUCAGACUCUGGGAGCGCUCUCGCCGCCGUGUCCAGCCAGCCCGUCUCCGACGGUGUCGCUCUCCUCGUCGCCCCCGGACAGGCCAGGCCGGGGCUCGCGGACGUCCCCCGUGUGGCCGGGAGGCACUUCUUCCACCUGUGCUACACUGCUCUAGAGGCCUGAAGUUCUGCCCCCUGAAGUGAUACAUUAAACAACCCAACUCUUUUCUUUAUGGACAAACAUUUUAAGUGCCUUUUAUAGAAACUUCCUGCACUCCUAGGAUGAGCCUGGCACAGUGCUGAAUCUCUCUCCUCAUUGUCUGCAUCUGGAGUAAAUCUUUCCAAAAGUUUGAGAGAUGAUGAUACUUGAACUGAACAAUUAAGGUCAGGUUUAUGACCUAUGUAGUAUGCUUUUCUUAUUCAGAUUUCCUUAUAGAAUUUAGUUGAAUUGCUAAAAUUGUAUUUUAACCUUGGUGAAGAUUGUUGCAUUUGGGCAAUCAUUCCAAACUGUGGAUUAUAAAAGACUUGACAUUCUAUUGUAAGGGUUCUGAAGUCAAAGAUCUUGAGAUUAAUAAUGGCAGGAAAAUCAUCACUUUUUAAAGUGAUUCUCCUCGGAGAUGGUGGAGUUGGAAAGAGUUCCCUAAUGAACAGAUACGUGACUAACAAGUUUGAUGCCCAGCUCUUCCAUACCAUAGGUGUGGAAUUUUUAAACAAAGAGUUGGAGGUAGAUGGACAUUUUGUUACCAUGCAGAUUUGGGACACGGCUGGUCAAGAGAGAUUCCGAAGCCUGAGGACACCCUUUUACAGAGGUUCUGACUGCUGCCUGCUCACCUUUAGUGUCGAUGAUUCUCAGAGCUUCCAGAACUUGAGUAACUGGAAGAAAGAGUUCAUAUACUACGCAGAUGUAAAAGAGCCCGAAAGCUUUCCUUUUGUGAUUUUGGGUAACAAGGUCGACAUAAGCGAACGGCAGGUGUCCACAGAAGAGGCCCAAGCCUGGUGCAGGGACAACGGCGACUGCCCUUACUUUGAGACAAGUGCAAAAGAUGCCACGAAUGUCGCAGCGGCCUUUGAGGAAGCGGUUCGAAGAGUGCUCGCCAUGGAGGAUAGGUCAGACCACCUGAUUCAGACAGACACCGUCAGUCUGCACCGAAAGCCCAAGGCUAGCUCCUCUUGCUGUUGAUCAUUAGGCUGCCCCGUCAUUCUAACCAACUCACACAUACACGCAAAUAAACGCGGGGGGAGAAGAGAAUUAGCAUUUGCAGCAGUGGAUCAUCUACUCAUAAAAUUAAACUAAUCAUUGCUGCUUCGUGAUUGGGUGGGGGAAGGGACACACCACUCGCAGAAGAACCUAUUUACUCAGUAAUGGCAUCUUACAUUUAUAAAUUGUAACGGUUGUCUAAUAACAUUUAAUUUAAAUAUGUAAGUUACAGUGCUAAUAGAUGACCAAGACUUUAAUUACCAUUAAAACAAAACACUUGAAUAUUCUAGAAAUAUUGCUCUUUUCCUGGGAAAAUGGAGAACUACUUUUUAUAUAUGUAUAUUUUUAUGUAAUUAGCAUUCUAUUCCUGGUUUGGGGGUAAAAGUUUCCUAAAGCAAUAAUGUUAGAUAUUAAAGAUUAAAAUUGAAUGCA
Messenger RNA from Phyllostomus hastatus (greater spear-nosed bat), 1639 nucleotides. It is a transcript of the gene RAB9A, whose product is annotated as RAB9A, member RAS oncogene family. NCBI's taxonomy places the organism in Eukaryota, Metazoa, Chordata, Mammalia, Chiroptera, Phyllostomidae. The record is from RefSeq and is a predicted model, not a curated record. The transcript is spliced from 6 exons. Gene Ontology annotation, molecular function: GTP binding; GTPase activity. Bases 584 to 1189 code for a protein of 201 amino acids. Gene Ontology annotation, biological process: retrograde transport, endosome to Golgi; Rab protein signal transduction. Gene Ontology annotation, cellular component: lysosome; phagocytic vesicle; late endosome.